AUGAUCAUCUCAACCACCACUUCCACUUUUUCCUCUCUCUCUCCUUUUUUCCUUUACUCGCCGCCGCUCAACCUUGCCGUCCCCUCUCUCCUUCCGGGCGAUCCUCUCCUUCCGGCGAUCCUCUCCUUCCGGCGAGCCUCUCCUUCCGGCGACCCUCUCCUUCCGGCGAGCAUAUCAUCUGGACAAAGGAUGAUUUUCGAUGACGACGACGAGUUGGACGGUGUGGCUGCCUUCAUUGUAGAAGAAGAAGAACUCGAUCCUACAAUAGAUGAAUUUGUUGAUGAAGACUCAGAUGGUGUUGGUGACUUCAUUGUAGAAGAAGAAGAAGAGAGUGAAGGUGGAUUCUAUUAUAUAUAUGUUUGUGUUGUUGAGUUUUGUUGUGUGCAUUGA
Linum trigynum is the source of this 390-nucleotide messenger RNA. The record is from the annotation of a GenBank genome assembly. NCBI's taxonomy places the organism in Eukaryota, Viridiplantae, Streptophyta, Magnoliopsida, Malpighiales, Linaceae.